UUCUAUCUCCCCCCUUCCUCGUCACCACGCCGCGCGCGCCGCACACGUACGUACACACCCAACUCCUCUCUUCUCCUCUCAGCCAGGCAGACGCGGUCCCCGCAUUGCAUUGACAUGGUCUCGUCUUGCCUCGCCUCGCCGGCCACCGCGCGCGGCGGCUCUGCUCUACGCCUACAGCUCCAGCCGAGGGGGUGCCGCGUCACGUGCUUGGCCGACGCGGGGGGAGCCGGGAGUGGCGGCCGCGUCAAGGCCGUGGGAGGGUUCGCGUGCGGCUUGCUCGCAGCCUGGGCCGUCGCGUCAGCCCCCAGCCCGGUCUUCGCCGCCGGCCAGAGGUUGCCUCCACUAUCAACAGAUCCAAAGAGGUGCGAGGCUGCAUUUGUUGGGAACACAAUUGGUCAGGCAAAUGGGGUGUAUGACAAGGUGCUUGAUCUCCGGUUCUGUGAUUUCACAAAUGAUAAAAGUAAUCUUAAAGGCAAGACUCUGUCUGCGGCUUUGAUGUCAGGCGCAAAGUUUGAUGGUGCUGACUUGACAGAAGUUGUCAUGUCCAAGGCCUAUGCUGUUGGUGCAAGUUUCAAAGGCACGAACUUCACAAACGCAGUGAUAGACCGUGCCAAUUUCGGAAAAGCCGACCUGGAAGGUGCAAUUUUCAAGAACACUGUCUUGUCGGGAUCAACCUUUGAUGAGGCUAAUAUGAAGGAUGUGGAUUUCGAGGACACACUCAUUGGCUACAUUGACCUUCAGAAGCUUUGCAGAAACACCAGCAUCAACGAAGGCACAAGAUUGGAGCUGGGAUGCAGGUGAUUCAAUCACAGCUGCUGCACUUAUGGUAGCAUCGACGUCCAUCGUCCGGUAAAGAUUAGUAAGUCAGGUCUGUUAUAGAGCACGAGCAGGAUGACAACCCCACCCCCACCCCCCUCUCCGAACAUAUGUAUACCGUAAAUAUCAUACCACAGCUGCACUUGAUCUGUGCAAACACAACUUACAGCAAUGGAAGAACCUUAUGCAUUA
Hordeum vulgare subsp. vulgare (domesticated barley) is the source of this 1008-nucleotide messenger RNA. Its product is annotated as thylakoid lumenal 17.4 kDa protein, chloroplastic. NCBI's taxonomy places the organism in Eukaryota, Viridiplantae, Streptophyta, Magnoliopsida, Poales, Poaceae. The coding region runs from base 115 to 801 and encodes 228 amino acids. The record is from RefSeq and is a predicted model, not a curated record. The transcript is spliced from 3 exons.